Dreissena polymorpha is the source of this 919-nucleotide messenger RNA. RefSeq names its product apolipoprotein D-like. Bases 70 to 666 code for a protein of 198 amino acids. The record is from RefSeq and is a predicted model, not a curated record. Gene Ontology annotation, molecular function: lipid binding. The transcript has 4 exons. Gene Ontology annotation, biological process: tissue regeneration; brain development; lipid transport. Lineage: Eukaryota; Metazoa; Mollusca; Bivalvia; Myida; Dreissenidae.
UAAUUUUCGGUCAGGCAAGAAGUCCGGUCGUACCAGCGUUGAUGGGCAUCUUAUAAACGCCGUCCAUCUAUGGUAGAAGUCAGUCUAGUAUUCCCUAGUCCAGCUCAAACAAUGCUCACAAAGGUCGCUAUAGUGCUGUUCGCGUGUGCGUACGUCAGUGCGCAGGUACCACACUUAGGAAAGUGUCCUCACGUGACAGUCGUCCAGAAUCUCAACGUGACGAAGUACCUGGGCGGCUGGUACGAGAUUGAGAAGUUCUUCUUUUUCAUCGAGGGCCAGGAGACAUGUAUCAAGGCCAACUACAGCCUCAAGUCAGACGGACACAUCCUCGUCUAUAACCGGGGACUCAAGCCCGACGGCAGCGUUGACGCAUCGACAGGUGACGCCGUGGCCAAAGAUCCUUCUGUUCCCGCGAAACUCUCCGUAACGUUUAACGGCUCCCCGCGCGUACCCUACUGGGUAGUGGACACAGACUACGACACGUACUCUCUCGUCUGGUCGUGUGAGGAUUUGGCGGGAUUCGUUCAGGCAGACUUCGCCUGGAUACUCGGCCGCCAGAGGACGCUCGAUGCAAGCAUUAUUUCUCGUCUGAAGCAGAAACUGGCGUCAUUCGGCAUCAACACUAACAGCUUCAAUAAGACGCCGCAAGAAAAUUGUCCGUUUUAGGCAAUUUCGAAACAAUGAAUACCAGUAUGUGUCGUCACAUCAGACCAUUCUUGUUGAAUCACAUAUCGGUUUCAAAAUUGAUUCUCGCUAUUGUAAUAUUUUACUAUCGUUUUCAAACACAACAUUUUUGAAUAUAAAAUAUUCAUUUUUAAUUCAUAAGUUACAUUUUAUAUUUAUUAAUUUAUGUAAAGUUGUCUUUUUCUUUGCAUCGUAUAUGUCAUGGCCUUUAGCGGCAAUAAACUUUAAUAUGUUA